This is a messenger RNA of Cylindrotheca closterium, 1344 nucleotides long. NCBI's taxonomy places the organism in Eukaryota, Bacillariophyta, Bacillariophyceae, Bacillariales, Bacillariaceae. The record is from the annotation of a GenBank genome assembly.
AUGCGUGAAGUCAUCUCCGUCCACCUCGGUCAAGCCGGUAUCCAAGCCGGAAACUCUUGCUGGGAACUCUACUGCCUCGAGCACGGAAUCGACCCAGAUGGUAUGAUGCCGUCGGACACUUCGGUCGGCAUUGCCAAUGAUUCGUUCAACACGUUCUUCUCCGAAACUCCCUCUGGCAAGCACGUGCCUCGUUCCAUCUAUGUCGAUUUGGAACCCACUGUCUGUGACGAAGUCCGCAGUGGCAAGUACGGAUCCUUGUACCAUCCCGAAUCCAUCAUCAGUGGAAAGGAAGACGCAGCCAACAACUACGCCCGUGGUCACUACACCAUUGGAAAGGAACUUGUUGACACUGUCUUGGAUCGUAUCCGCAAGUUGGCUGACAACUGUACCGGUCUUCAAGGAUUCCUCGUCUUUCACGCCACUGGAGGAGGAACUGGAUCUGGUCUUGGAUCUCUUCUUUUGGAGCGCCUCUCGGUCGACUAUGGCCGCAAGUCCAAGCUUUCCUUUGCUGUCUCUCCGUCUCCCAUGGUUUCGACCGCUGUUGUAGAACCAUACAACUCUGUCUUGUCGACCCAUGCUCUUUUGGAACACACGGACUGUACCUUUUGCUUGGACAACGAGGCUCUCUACGAUGUCUGUCGUCGCAACUUGGACAUUGAACGUCCCACUUACCAGAACUUGAACAGACUCAUCGCUCAAGUCACUUCGGCGUUGACUGCUGGUCUUCGUUUCGAAGGUGCCCUCAAUGUGGAUUUGAAUGAUUUCCAAACCACUUUGGUGGCCUACCCCAGAAUUCAUUUCAUGUUGACUUCGUACGCUCCCGUCAUUUCUCGUGAAAAGGCCUUCCACGAAAUGUUGUCGGUUGCCGAAAUCACCAACUCUGUGUUUGAGCCCAACAAUAUGAUGACCAAGUGCGACCCUCGCCACGGAAAGUACAUGGCAUGCUGCCUCAUGUACCGUGGAGACGUUGUCCCUAAGGAUGUCAACGCUUCCAUUGCCACCAUCAAGACCAAGCGCACCAUUCAAUUUGUCGACUGGUGUCCUACUGGUUUCAAGACUGGUAUCAACUCUUGCAAGCCCUACACUGUUCCAGGAGGUGACUUGGCCGAGGUCAACCGCGCCGUCUGUAUGGUCGCCAACACUACCGCCAUUGUCGAAGCCUUGUCUCGCAUUGACCACAAGUUUGAUCUCAUGUACGCCAAGCGUGCCUUUGUUCACUGGUAUGUCGGUGAAGGUAUGGAAGAGGGUGAAUUCUCGGAGGCUCGUGAGGAUCUUGCUGCCCUUGAAAAGGAUUACGAAGAGGUUGGCGCUGAUUCUCCAGAUGAUGCCGAAGAUGAAUAUUAA